Messenger RNA from Arabidopsis lyrata subsp. lyrata, 1014 nucleotides. Its product is annotated as probable inactive cytidine deaminase 9. Gene Ontology annotation, molecular function: zinc ion binding; cytidine deaminase activity. Gene Ontology annotation, cellular component: cytosol. The record is from RefSeq and is a predicted model, not a curated record. The transcript has a single exon. Bases 1 to 972 code for a protein of 323 amino acids. Lineage: Eukaryota; Viridiplantae; Streptophyta; Magnoliopsida; Brassicales; Brassicaceae.
AUGGCACUACCCUUGAGCUCCAUUCUCGCUCCAAAUGAAACAGAAUUCUCCGGUGAUUUCACCACCGAAACCAUUAUGCCGCUGAUCAAUCGUGCGCUUCCACUCGCUCGUACUCUAAACCCGCAGUUACCCCGCGUAGUCGUGGGCCGAGGAUCCUCAGGUCGGACCUUCUUAGGCGUCAAUGUGGACUUACGAGGUCUGCCUCUUCACUACUCUAUCCACGCCGAGCAGUUCCUUGUCGUCAACCUCGCCCUCCACAACGAGCGAAAACUCAACUGCUUAGCCAUCUCCGCUGGCGGCACCUUCUUCUACGCGCCAUGCGGCCACUGCUGCCACUUUCUUCAAGAAAUCCGAGAUGCGUCUAAUACCCAAAUCUUGAUCACGGACCCAUUAUUCCGCCAGAACUCCAUGCCUCUUUCGACCUUCCUUCCGCAAAAAUUUUUCUCCGUCUACAAUGAGGUCCCGGAAUACUUCGCUCGCCUUCUCGACCACAAUCGCCGUAACGGCCUCACCCUCAUUGAUCCCAAUCCCAUCAGAGAGAUCUGCGUUAAUUCCGACAGUUGUACCCAUCUAAAGUGCAGGGCUCUAAACGCGGCUAACCGAUCGUACGCGCCGUAUAGCAAUUGUUCGUCUGGAGUGGCGCUGAUGGAUCACCAAGGGAAAGUGUACAGCGGAUGGUACAUGGAAUCUGUGGCGUAUAACCCUAGUUUGGGGCCAGUACAGAAUCACAUGGAAUCUGCCGCGUUAUAUCAAUUUGCCCAAUUGGGGCCAGUACAAGCUGCACUGGUUGACUUCGUGACUAAUGGUGGCGGUCACGAGUUCGAUAAGAUAGUCCAAGCGGUGCUGGUGGAGAAGAGAGUUGCGAAGUUUAGUCAAGUGGCCAGGGCGAGGAAUAUUAUUAAGAAGAUAGCCCACGACAGCUGCGUUUUCAAAGUCUUACAUUUCCAGGAGCCGGUGAAGUCCUCAGAAUAAUGUGAGAAACGAGACGGGAACUCACCCUUAAACAUAAAAAAA